Molecule: messenger RNA, 1830 nt
Organism: Aspergillus pseudotamarii
Lineage: Eukaryota; Fungi; Ascomycota; Eurotiomycetes; Eurotiales; Aspergillaceae
Product: major facilitator superfamily domain-containing protein
Exons: 5
Coding region: 1-1692 (563 amino acids)
Biological process (GO): transmembrane transport
Molecular function (GO): transmembrane transporter activity
Source: RefSeq, a predicted model, not a curated record
AUGUCGUCCGAUCCCGUUGAAGCCCCCUCAUUGCGUCGGGCGAGUACAUCGCAUGACAAUAAUUUCGACGAUUCGUUUCUGGGCCGGGUGCGGUCGUUCUUCAAUCGCGAUCGCCAUGUCGGCGUCGUAAGCCAUAAUGAUAUCCGUGACCAAGAGAUUGAGCUGCACACGUGGAACGGGAAAGAUGAUCCAGAUAACCCGUUCAACUGGAGCAAAUCCUACAAAUGGACCUUGACCAUCACCGUCUGCAUUAUAUCAAUUCUCACGGGUAUUCCCGCUGGAUCCUAUGGCGCCGGCAACAAUUACAUGGCCGAGCGCUUCCAUGUGCAGAAUGAGCCAUUCCCGAACCUGGCCUGGGCCACAACCUCAUGGAACAUGGGCGCCGCCUUCUGGCCAUUGAUCUUCGUUCCCUUGACCGAAUCGUCCGGCCGCAUGCCAGGAUACUUCGUAGCCUAUACCAUCCUCGUCAUUUCGUUAUUUCCAUCCGCAUUCGCCCAGAACUUCGCGACCCUCGUCGUGACCCGCUUCUUCGGUGGAGGUGCCUCGUCCGUAGCUAUCAAUAUCGUAGGCGGCAGCAUCAGCGAUGUCUGGUACGGCGACAAAGUCCGAAGUGUACCUAUGUCGCUAUUCGGCCUGACGAGCGUCAUUGGUAUCGCACUGGGACCAUUCGUGGGGUCCGCAAUUCAAGCCAUCCAUAAAAAUGACCCAUGGCGAUGGAUCUUCUACAUCCAAAUAAUCUACAACGCCGGCCUAAUCCCAGUCUUCUGGUUCCUCCUAUACGAAACUCGAGCAGAUGUAAUCCUAGCCCGACGCGCAAAGAAACUCCGCCGCGAAACAGGCCGCCCCAUCUACGCCGAAGCAGAACUCGACCACACCAGCAUCUGGAAACUGCUCCAAGUGUCCUUCGAACGGCCCACGCGCAUGCUCCUCACGGAACCCGUAGUGGCUUUCUUCACGCUCUGGAUCAGUUUCGCCUGGGGCAUCCUCUUCCUCUUCUUCAGCAGUGUCGUGCAAACCUUCUCGACCAACUACGGCAUGAACACCCUCCAAACCGGCCUCAUCCAACUCGCCAUCUCCGUCGGCGCCCUCAUCGGCACGCUAGUCAACCCCCUCCAAGACAUGAUCUACCUGCGCUCUGCAUCCCGGAACAAAGAGAACCCCGGCGUCCCCAUCCCCGAAGCAAGACUCUACACGUCCAUCCCGGGGAGUCUGUUAUUCGCGGGCGGAUUAUUCUGGUACGGCUGGAGUAGUUUCCCGCAUGUACAUUGGAUCGUCCCGACGUGUGGGAUUGCGGCGACUGGAUUGGGGAUUUAUUCGAUCUAUAUGGCGGUUGUGAAUUAUCUGACGGAUGCGUAUGAGAAGUAUGCUGCGUCGGCGUUGAGUGCGGCCAGUCUGGGGCGGAAUUCGUUCGGGGCGUUUUUGCCGUUGGCUAGUUAUCAGCUUUUUGAGAAUUUGGGGUAUGGAUGGGCGGGGAGUUUGUUGGGGUUUAUUGGGGUGGCGUUGAGUGUGGUUCCGGUGGUGUUGGUGUUGAAGGGACCUGAGAUUCGGAGGCGGAGUCCGUUUAUGAGGGAGUCGACUUUUGCUGGGGCGGACGAGAAGGCGGAUUUGGAGAAGAAUGAGAGUGUGGGGGGCCGGGGAUUUGUGGAUGGACCGGUUGAUGUUGGGAAUACUACUGCUGCUCGUGGUAGAUAGAUCGCGGUGGAUGGUGGAUGGUUCUGUUGAAGGAAGGAGUUUUUGUAUGGUUGGGUUGGUGUUGGGUCUGUUUCUCUGUUUGCGUUGGAUAUGGUAUGUGAUACAUGUAAAAUACCAUAGAUGGCGGGGUGGAAAAGU